GACCUAUGCGACAGGAAGGGUUCCCCGUAUUGAAUACCCCAAGCAUGUUUCAUGAGAUUACGAUGUAACCAAUUGACUGUUAUUAUUAUUAUUAUUAUUAUUAUUAUUAUUAUUAUUAUUGUUAUUAUUGUUAUUAUUUUUACAAUAUUGGAUCAUGAUAAGAAAAGUCGGAUGCGUUGAAUGACUUGAUGAUCAGACAUAUUCCUGCGGAACAGCGUGUGCUGAGAGAUUGGAAUGCAUUGACCAAGGCGGAACAACAACAGGCGUCGAGGCCAGAAAUUUUGCAUGAGCUUACCGUCAAUAAUUCUUGGAGGGCAAUGGCGAGAUAUACCCGAUCACAGAUCCUCAAUAGCCCACCGGAACGUAUCCCAGAGUUGAUCAAUUUGUGGUAUGCACGAUUGCUAGCAUUGACCAAGUUGGGACAAUAUGAAAUGGCACAGGCAGAACUAGAUCAAUUGGGUGAUUUGCGAGGAGCACAGUAUCGUUAUGAAAGUUAUCCUGCAGAUAUGUUCGUGGAUAAUGAGUUUCAAACGCAAGAGCAGCUACGGAAUGGCGCAUCCAGGACAGGUAGCAUGGUACCAUUUGAAUUGUUUGUCCUAAAGGCGCGAUUGCAGGGAUAUCUUGGAGAUGUGUAUGAGGCAAUCGAUCAGCUCUAUGAUCUGAUCAUGAACUGUAAAAAGUUCGAGGCAAUCUGCCAUGUGGGGAAAGAUACUGUUGGCGCAAGGCAAUGGCAUAGUUUGACAGGCCAGUUACAUCUUAUUGUGUUAAAUUACUUGAUUGAGCUCAAGGAUUAUUCCGCAGCAACACGGUAUGGGCGUGACUUGGCCAGGGCGUAUCCGCAAGACAUUAAUUUCCACUCUGGGUUGGGCCGACUGUACUUGCAACUCGGGGAUCUCGAGAGAGCAGAGAAAGUGUUUAAGGAAGUAGAGGAAAUGGUUGCAAAGAAGACGAAUUGCCAUUCGAGUCAAUCAUCAGAAGAAACAGAGACGCCAAAGGAGCAGAUCCCAGCAUUGACCCACUUGAAACUUCAAGUGACGACAAAUAGAGCGUUGCUUGCUGUAGCUCAAGGACAAUGGGCUGUAGCAAAGGCUGCUUUCGAAGAAGUACUUACUCAAGAGCCUGAAAAUCUUGUGGCUGCCAACAACUUGGCUGUCUGUGAGUUGUAUGCUGGCCAACUAAAUGAGGCUAUUCCAAGGCUUGAGAGACUCAUGUUUGCAUACCCCACAUCUGCAGGCACAAGUGAGCCAUUGGUGUUUAAUAUGGCUACACUUUAUGAACUCCGGACAGAGGGUUCACUCCGGAGGAAACAGCAGAUGAUGAUAGAGGUUUCCAAGUGGGCCGGCGACCAAUUUAACGUGAGCAUGUUCAAGAUCUAGAGCCCUUUUUUUCCUUCUUAUAUAGCUAUUUCUAGGUCUCAGAUAGAAUUAGUUAUAGGAAAUGCCUUCUUUGAUAACUGUAAUGUUUAGUAUUAAAGAGAUUUAUCAGCAUUGUUUUUUAUGCUUCGUUUGGUUUUAGCGUGUGAAGAUCGACAGUACGAUUAAAAUAUGAAAAAA
Lobosporangium transversale is the source of this 1553-nucleotide messenger RNA. RefSeq lists its product as hypothetical. The record is from RefSeq and is a predicted model, not a curated record. Gene Ontology annotation, molecular function: protein binding. Lineage: Eukaryota; Fungi; Mortierellomycota; Mortierellomycetes; Mortierellales; Mortierellaceae. The transcript is spliced from 5 exons. Bases 189 to 1376 code for a protein of 395 amino acids. Gene Ontology annotation, cellular component: Golgi apparatus; TRAPP complex.